Molecule: messenger RNA, 2496 nt
Organism: Penicillium vulpinum
Lineage: Eukaryota; Fungi; Ascomycota; Eurotiomycetes; Eurotiales; Aspergillaceae
Product: cell differentiation and development protein Fsr1
Exons: 4
Coding region: 28-2496 (822 amino acids)
Molecular function (GO): protein binding
Source: RefSeq, a predicted model, not a curated record
GAGUCUCGACCUGUCCUGUGUUUGUUCAUGUCCUGGCAAUCUCCAUCAGCCAUGGCUGGGAUCGGAGGAAUGCCUGGCGCCAUGGAUGGUUCGAAUGGCCCACAGGGGACGGAAUACACAUUACAGGGUGUAAUGCGCUUCCUACAAACAGAAUGGCACCGACACGAGCGCGACCGCAAUGCAUGGGAGAUUGAACGGGCAGAGAUGAAGUCUCGCAUUGGUCGAUUGGAAGGUGAUUUGCGCACCAGCAAGCGCCUGCAUGAGUCCCUUGGGAAGCAUGUUCGGUUGAUGGAGACCGCCCUGAAGAGGGAGAGGGAGAAGAUCAAGAAGCUUUCGAACAACGAGAAGUCUGAAGAGCUUAAGGAUGCCAAAGAGGCUGCACGUGAAAGCGUCAACUUUCUGAAAGCGCAUCGCCCCAAGCCGAGCACGGACCAUGAGGAUGACGAAGAACCAAACAACGAAAACCAGCGUGAGGGUCAAAUUGAGGACAUAGACAAAGUUCGAGGUUACUUGUCCAAAGCUUCCCACGAAAUCGCGUACCAUGUCAUACCCGCCUCCCACCCGCCUCCUGACAUGAAUGAUGCCGACAUGUCAGGCCAGCUUUAUGGCAAUCCACAGCUGUCGCAACAGAACCUAGAGGAGGCCUACCUUCAGCAGCAACGUCAGAAGGCGAACCACGUUAUGGCACGUGAAAUGGCCCUACAAAACCACCAACCGAUGCCUAAUCACUAUUCUGAGAAUGCCAUGGCUCGUGCUCAAAACCAGUAUCUUUCUCGGGAUGCCAUGGAUCGACGGUCAAUGGACCCGCAGCAAGGCCCUGUCGCAGCAAUCGAAAAUCGGACCCAAGUAUAUGAACAGGGAAUAGUGGACGAUCGCUCAAAACCGACCUACGAGGCCCAGGGCCCUCAAGUGGUCGUCAAGGAGGAUGUGACUCUGCAAAACUUGACCGAGGAAAGAACAGAGGAUGUGGAUGGAUGGAAUUUUGACGAACCAGCGGAGCAGGAACUCGCGGUCAUCAAACCCAUCCCGCCUCAUCGCCCGGAUACCGAUGCUUUCCCAAAUGCCAACUUUAUGGGCUCUGAGUCGACCAAGAGCGAGUCUUCCCCCCACCGGAGGAAGAGUUCGAGUUCGGGAUCAAAGCGCAAGAGCGAUGGUGCAACUGCUGCCCGGGAAGCUAGUGCGGCAUUGGGACAACAGCGGGAUUCUAUCUUUCAAUGCCGAUUUGCAUUGCGUGGCCACUUGGAUGUGAUUCGAUCUGUCAUCUUCACUGGAGUGGUUAUCCAAGAAGACGAGAAGGUAAUAAAACACGAGAUAUGCACUUGCAGCGAUGAUGGAACGAUCAAGCGAUGGUUCGUCCCGUCUGCUUCUGGUGGUUCUGGAGCUGCUGCUAGCCGUGACUCGGAUAUUACGAGCUACUUUACUCAUCGCGGACAUGAAGGCUCAGUGACUUCUCUUGCCGCGUGCUCGCCCUCUCAGAAUAUCUCCACUGGUGGUCGUGUUUUGGGUGAUGGAUGGAUCUUUUCAGGUGGCCAAGAUACCAGCGUGCGAGUAUGGGAACGUGAGCGAAUUAAUCCCAAGGCCACCUUGGAAGGGGGCCAUACAGAUGCUGUUUGGGGACUCUGCGUUCUCCCCGGGACCGUGGGCUCUGUGUUUGGCGACUCAAGCAGUCGCUAUGGUGGAUCCGAUCGAAUCCUUCUUGCCUCCGGUGCAGCAGAUGGCUACGUUUUGAUUUGGGCUAUCAGCGACCUCCCUCAAAGUUCCUCCCCUCCGGCUGCAACUCGCCGUCAGCGGGCGAACUCAAAGUCAAUGUCUGGUUCUAACUUCCAACCUUUACCUCAACCCAGUGUCGUCACUACCGCUCUCCAUUACACCAUUGUUCGUCGCAUCGACUGUCGCACCGGUUCUCCUUCUCCAACAUGCAUCAGCCCCUUGUCUCUUGCAGGCGUCAACUUUGUCGUCUCCUACUCGGAUGCCUCUAUCAUUGUCUACGACACACGGACCGGCGAAGAAAUUGCGAAUAUGGCCAGCCUCGAGACUUAUGAUGGCACGCCAGCUACUGGGGUGAAUUCAGUCGUUGCCACCACUGUUGGCUUUGAUGGAACAGUCAAUCUCAAUCCCGACCGAGCGAUGGCCGAAGAAGAAGUGGUCCACGGAGCUACUGGAUCUAGCAGCGUAGAGGGUGUAAUCAUCAGUGGCUACGAGGACCGGUAUAUUCGCUUCUUUGAUGCCAAUAGUGGUCAAUGUACAUACACAAUGCUUGCUCAUCCUGCUGCGAUAGCCUCAUUGUCUUUAUCUCCAGAUGGGCGUGAGCUUGUCUCGGCCGGCCAUGAUGCGAGCUUGCGAUUCUGGAAUCUUGAGAAGCGCAGCUGUACCCAGGAGUUGACAAGUUACCGACUGAUGCGCGAUGAAGGAGUUUGUGCCGUAGCAUGGAGCCAUGAUGGCCGAUGGGUCGUUGGAGGUGGUGGAGACGGCGUGGCCAAAGUCUUCUCUCGAUGA